Molecule: messenger RNA, 2022 nt
Organism: Aplosporella prunicola CBS 121167
Lineage: Eukaryota; Fungi; Ascomycota; Dothideomycetes; Botryosphaeriales; Aplosporellaceae
Product: glycoside hydrolase family 125 protein
Exons: 3
Coding region: 126-1784 (552 amino acids)
Biological process (GO): carbohydrate metabolic process
Source: RefSeq, a predicted model, not a curated record
CUCAUCCCGCCAUGGCUCUCGUUGUGCGCGCGUAGCACUGUCCGUUCCCCUUGCCGCCGAUCGACCGUGCGACAGGCCACAUGCUAGGUUUCAUUCAACCCGACUUAUCGCGAGCCAACACCACCAUGGUUCCGCCUAUGAGCUUCCUUGCGACUGCCUGCAUCGCCUUCUUGGUCCUGGUAGGCCUCGUCGGCCACUGCGUACAUGCUACACCGGAUCAGCAUCCAUUAAAAGGAAUGCCCGAGUUUGCCAAAGCUCGCCAGGCAUGUCCUGACUACAAGACCUACGCGAUGCAUCCCCAUCCUCCUUAUAGCGAUGGGCCAAUGGAACUGCCCUUUCAGCGGCCGGCUCCCAUCUGCCGGACUUUUGAAUCGCCGCUCGUUGAUAAAGUCAUCGAAGCGAUGAAAGAGAAGAUGAUGGAUAAGGACCUGGCUCGAAUCUUCGAAAACGCUUUUCCGAAUACAUUGGAUACUACGGUGCGCUGGCACGUGGAUGGAUCGGAAAAGAGCGCGGCCAAAGCAGCGAAGGCAAACGCCCCAUGGCAGGGCGCCCAAAGCUUUAUUGUUACUGGAGACAUCAACGCGGAGUGGUUGCGGGAUUCAACGAAUCAGCUUGCGCAGUAUCAGAAGCUGGCAAAAAAAGACAAAGCCCUUGAGAGUUUGAUACUGGGUGCUAUCAACACACAAGCCGAGUUUAUCAUCGGCUCACCCUAUUGCAAUGCUUUCCAACCUCCUCCGCCCAGUAAACUGGCUCCUUCAAACAAUGGAAUGGAUGAUAUCGUGCAUCCUGCGUACGAGCCCUCGUUUGUAUUCGAAUGCAAAUAUGAGCUAGAUUCUCUGGCACACUUUCUAUCGUUGACAAACCAAUUUUACAGCCACACGGGAUCGACUCAGUUCCUUACCGCUCGGUGGUACACGGCUUUAGAUAUCCUGAUUGAGACCAUCGGUCAACAAGCAAAGUCAACCUUUGACAAACUCGGUGACUACCGGAGGAAUGAGUACACCUUUCGGAGGCGCACAGACUCCGGGACGGAGACGCUGAAUCUCGCUGGUCUCGGCAAUCCCUUGAACAGCGGCACGGGCCUAGUCCGAAGCGCUUUUCGACCUAGCGAUGAUGCCACCAUAUUGGGGUUUCUCGUGCCCGCUAAUGCUAUGAUGGCUGUAGAGCUGAGACGUUGCGCCGAAAUUCUGAAGAAAGUUGGAGACAGCAAGGCCAAGGAACUUGUGAAAACACUUCAACUACGUGGACAAAACAUCGAAGCUGGGAUAUGGGAGCAUGGUGUCGUGCCCCACAAGAAAUAUGGUAACGUGUUUGCAUUUGAAGUGGAUGGAUACGGCUCCUCGAUUUUAAUGGAUGAUGCAAACUUACCAUCUCUCCUCGCUUUGCCCUUGAUGGGCUUUGUCGAUGUCAACGACGAAACGUACCAAAACACGCGCAGAAUGAUUCUGGAAAAAGCGGGCAAUCCAUACUAUCUCAAGGGCAAAAAUUUCCAAGGUAUAGGGGGCCCACACAUUGGAUUGCAAAAUGCUUGGCCAAUGAGUCUCCUCAUCCAAGCAAUGACUUCGGACGACGAUGAGGAGAUCAUGGAGGCAAUCACGUUUGUGAAACAAUCAAGCAAACUAGGUUUGAUUCACGAGAGUAUAGACGUCAACCAUAUCCGCGGGUUUACUCGACCUUGGUUCGCGUGGGCAAACUCAGUCUUUGCGCAAACGAUUCUUGAUCUGGCGGCUCGCAAACCACAUCUGCUCUUCGGCGAGGGCGCAAAGCCGUAUAUUAUUGAGUAGGAUCCGAGCAGCUGCUUUCACUUAAACUACGGAUUCCAAAACCAGUGCCUUCAUGGGUGCUUCAUGGAUGGCUUGUGCAUGCUCUAUAGGCUUAUGACAUGGGCUUGGACUUCUCUUGAUAAAGAGCUUCCCCGGAAGCGGGAAUUGUCUAUGAAACAUGUACCAUAAAGAAUACAGUCCGAGUGGAAAUCUUAUGAGAAAGCAUAGCUUAAUGUCUUACAGUUAUGUACCGGCUGAA